GGGAAAAGCUCGUGAGCUUUGGAUAGAGGGAAUAUGCUUUGCACACGGACUGCGGCCCCACGGGGCAUCGGGCGCGUUAGCAGCCUUGCGCCUCGUCCGGUCUCUGGCUUGAGGGUUAGAUGUCAGGCAACGACAGGUGGUGAUCAGCAGCCAACGGUUGCAGCGCCAGCUGAGGCAGCAGCUGCGCCUGCACCGGUGCCGGUCGCACCGGUACCUGAGACGACUGCCACUUAUAUGAUGCCCCCCACCCCUCAAUACUAUCAGGGUAUGCCGGUGCCUCGCCAGGAUUACUACAUGGCAGCACCCCCAGCGGCAUACUAUCCCCCACCUCCUCCCGCGUAUAAGGAGGAGCCUGCGGCAUCGGGCGCACCAUGGUGGAUUUGGCUUGGCGCUGGUGUGAUUCUCGGACAAGUGCUGGCGAAGGUUCAAGAGUUCAUGAAGAACCCGAAGACGCCACAGCAAAUUAUGAUGGAAAUGGCGAUGAAGCAGAUGACGGGCGCUAUGGGGAAAACGCCCGGCGCGGCGCCCAGCCCCUUCGGCACCCCCGCAGCCGGAGCCGCCAGCCCCUUCGGCGGCCCCGCGGCCGGAGCCGCCAACCCCUUCGCCAACUUCGCUGCGGCCGCCGCUGCCGCAGCCCCGACUGCCACCGUGGAUACCACGGCCUCGGCGGUGCCUAGCACGCCCUCCACCUCCGCUUCCUCGGAGAACAGCGCUAGCAAUGGCGAUUCGCGGAAGGGCGAUAAGUUUGCGUCGCGGCUCUCAAGCGAGGGUCGUGAUGCACGCAAGCCCGAGGCGGCUGCCAGCAAGCCCUUGGAUGUCGUGGAGCCGGAGGUGAAGGAGCCAGCUGCCAGCGGCUCCGGAGCCAGCAGCAGCAGCGGGGCGGGCGCGGCCAAGCCCCGCUCCGGCUUCUUCGCCGACGUGGACGCAGAGGCCAGCACCUCCGCAUCUAGCAGCGCCAGCAGUGGCGCCGGAGAAGGCGGUGCCAUGUCCGAGAUGAUGGAGAGCAUGCUGCGCAACCCCGAGAUGCAAAAGAUGCUGUACCCCUACCUGCCGGAGCCCAUGCGCAACCCCUCCUCCAUCGAGUGGAUGCUCAGCAACCCCGAGGUCAAGAAGCAGAUGGAGCAGAUGUUCGCGCAGCAGAACGUCAUGUCGCCUCAGAUGAUGGACAUGAUGAAGAACAUGGACUUCAACCAGGACAAGGUCAACAAGCAGUUUGCGGAGCUGGGUCUGAAGCCCGAGGAUGUGAUCUCCAAGGUCAUGGCCAACCCCGAGCUCGCGGCCGGCUUCUCCAACCCCAAGGUGCAGGCCGCCAUCAUCGACAUCUCCGCCAACCCCAUGAACAUCAUGAAGUACCAGACGGACCCGGAGAUCAUGAAGGUGCUUGAGAAGGUGACAGAGAUCUUCCAGCCCCAGAUGAAGUAAAUGGUAUAGGCGUCGGCAUGUAGGCAUGGCGGUUAUCAAUUGGCACGGCCGUUGCUUGCUUCCUUGCAGCCUAGGCGUGCCGUUUUCCUCAGGACAGAGCAGGCGGACUACGCUGCAAUGUGGUUGGUGGUGUUGCAUGUUGGAAGCAUGGUUUUGAGGGUUUGCUGGGAGCUUGGUGGCAGUUGGAAAUGUGCACAUACGGUAUGUGGCCGGCCUUGUGGGCUGGGUUGAAAUUCAAAUGAAUUGAAGGGACUCGUGGUUUCAGCGUUGUCAUUGGGAAGGUAGCCUGCAGGUUGUUCCGAUGCA
Molecule: messenger RNA, 1728 nt
Organism: Astrephomene gubernaculifera
Lineage: Eukaryota; Viridiplantae; Chlorophyta; Chlorophyceae; Chlamydomonadales; Astrephomenaceae
Source: the annotation of a GenBank genome assembly